This is a messenger RNA of Cicer arietinum (chickpea), 1838 nucleotides long. RefSeq lists its product as uncharacterized. The record is from RefSeq and is a predicted model, not a curated record. Gene Ontology annotation, cellular component: nucleus. Gene Ontology annotation, molecular function: transcription cis-regulatory region binding. Lineage: Eukaryota; Viridiplantae; Streptophyta; Magnoliopsida; Fabales; Fabaceae.
CUUAUAUUUGGACGAGUUUAUUACACACUAUUUUCUGAGCAAUUUGUAAUAGUACUUUAUAAAUUUCUCAUUCUUUAUAAAUUUCUCAUUCCCUUCCAAAGCUUUAUUUCAGCGUAGCUUUAGUUUCUUGCAAAUUUCUAAAUGGAUGAGGACUUUGAGAAUGAUCCAAUUGAAUAUGAUAUUAGUUACCCUCACCCCAAAGGUUAUGCUAAUCUCAAACGUCCUUUGAGAAAUUCUCCGUUUUCUCAAUCACUUGCAAAUCAAUCUGCCAAAGAUUUUAAUGAUGAUGAUGACAUGGAGGAAGAUGAUGGCGAUGAAGAUGAUGAUAAUGAAAAUACACAGAAAAGUAAUGCCAUGAAGAUUGAUGAUGAAUUACAGUGGAUCCCAAUAAGGAAAAAGUUGAAGCGUUUGAUGGCAUCCUUCAAAUUUGCAGAUCCUAACCACCCUGUCAAUGAUGAUGAGGUUGAAGAGUGGUUUGAGAGGAGAAAUGAAGGUUUUGAUGAUAAUGACUAUAAGCCGAAAAGUCAUGACAUGGAGACUGAAAAAGAAUUAGAGUGGCAAUCAGAAAAGAAUAAGUUGAAGAGUUGGAUUUCAACCUAUGAAUUUGCAGCUCAGGAGCCAACACAAUCAACUUCAGCUCCUAAACUAUCUUUUGGGGUUAGGAGCUCCUUUAUUGAUCACUGGACUGAUGAGGAGACACUUAUUCUUCUUGAUGUGUGGGGUAAUCAGUUUAUUCUAAAUGAAAGGAAGAGUCUUCGAUUCGAGGAAUGGAAACAAGUUGCAGGAACGGUAUCAGAACUUUCAAAUGUUGAAAAGACAGUAACUCAGUGUAGAAAUCGUGUCGAUACAUUGAAGAAAAAGUACAAAAAGGACAAGAUUAAGUUUGAAGAAACUGGUAGUCUUGAUGGAAAAUGUGUUUAUUUUAAAAAGAUGGAUAGGCUAAUGUCUACUGUCUCCACUCCACCACAACAAGCAAAUCAGUUGGAUGACAUGAAGAAUAGUCCUCCGAAUACAGAAGCCAUCAGUGUGGAAGGUUUAGAAGGGUCUCGCGGAAAGAAAAUAAGCGAAGUAAAGGGCUGUACUGAUGAGCCUUCUUCCUUUAAAUUACUUGCUGAUUUCAUUCUGAAACUCGGUGUAAUAUAUGAGAAGAUGGAAAAUGAAAAAUGGCAGCAGAUUGUGGAACUUGAAAAGCUGAGGAUGAAUUUCCUUAAUGAUAUGGAAACAAGAAGGAGGCAGAAUUUCCAAAGAUUGAUAAAUGAGAUUUUGAAACUAGUGCAGAUGGAUGGUAAGAAUGAAGAUUCAGCUAAGAAUUUAGAAGGAUUGCAAAGUGAGAUUUUGAAACUAGUACAGAUGGAUGGUAAGAAUGAAGAUUCAGCUAAGAAUUUAGAAGGAUUGCAAAGUGAGAUUUUGAAACUAGUACAGAUGGAUGGUAAGAAUGAAGAUUCAGCUAAGAAUUUAGAAGGAUUGCAAAGUGAGAUUUUGAAACUAGUGCAGAUGGAUCAUAAGAAUGAAGGUUCAGCUAAGCAUGAUGGUUCUGCUAAGUCUGGUAUUUGAAGUCUUAUGCAUUGUUGUUUAAACUUAGAAUGCAAACUCUAUAUUUGAGGCGUAUUGCCUCUUCAAAUGUUUCUUGUGAUGCAAUAAUUGCCAACCAAAACUGUUCAUUUUACUGAUAUUUGAACUGAAUAGUCUAGCCAUGUUAUCAUGACCUUGUUGGCAUGUCCAAAACUUUGUUCAAUGCUUUCUUAUCUCAAUUUUUUUAAUAAUGUUUGAUGUUAUGGCUUACUCCUCAUGAAAGUGAGUAUACAAUGAGUUAAUUGUUGUGGUGAUUGCACUUGAAA